CAAGGAGGUGUUGUCGACUGCAAUCAAAAACGGAUGAUUCUUGUCAGACUCGUUGAAAGUACGUGUAUAGCUUGUUUAGUAGAAGACCGAUGGAGCUAGACCCCUGGUUGUCCUGGGCUGAAUUCGAUGACUUCAGCGACGGUGGUGGCAAAGUUCAAGAAAUCAAGAAAAUCCAUUGUGCGGUGGAGAUUUUGAAGAGGCAACUUGUCGAGGAGCAAGAGAAUGCAGAGGCGCAACUUCUGCCUCUGGUGCUCACAAUCACCUCUGACGCAACACAGAAAUUCAAGGAGGAAGACAUUGUUCAUCAAACCCUGAUCGCGAAUGUUCUCAGUGAAUCCCUGGAAGCUGGAGCCAUCACCAGUGCGGCAGCGAGCAAGCAUAUCUUGCCCAAGUGCCUCAACUAUGUCAACGCGCAGUCAAACGAAGUCAGAGAUCCGUGGUUGAAGGUUCUGAACCUGCUCAUCCCGCUGCUGCCCAAAGAAGAGAUUGAAUCUUCGGUUCUACCCUUGGCCUUGGCGCUCGGCGAAGUCUCCAAGACGGCAGAGCAGCGAUUGCUCUGUGCAAAGAUGGUCGGAAUGCUGGUGAGUUAUCUCCCUCCAGCUGUUGCCCUGCAGCCGCCCAAGGCCUCUCACAACAAGCUGGAGGACAAUACCGUCUCUCUCUUCGACCGCGCGAUCGCCCUAUGUCAGGACACUGACCAUCGAGUCCGCGCGUGCCUGGCGUUGCAGCUACCCUCCGUUGCCCAGAUGCUGGUGAGGAGAAUAGCAGCUGGGGAGGGCGCGACCCCGCAUCAAGGCUCGAACGGGAAGCUCUUAGCGGCCACGAUGGCUCAGAUGAAAAUCUCCUCUCCCUCGAUUCCACAGGGGUUGAUGGACAAGCUGAAUCUUGUGAAGGAAGAGAUCGAGGAGCUCUUGAGGGACGAGGAAUCAGAAGUGAGGGAGCAUGCGGUGGAGGGAGCGGCUGCCCUGCUGAAGGAACUCCCGAAAGCUGUCAAGCUUUCGCUUGCCAUCUUCCUCACAAACGAGGUUAAGAAAUAUUACAAUUCUGAUGCCCCUGACGUGGUAUGGAUAAGCAAAAGCAUCGGACCACUCGUCCAUGAGAUGUGGAAGGACGUUGACUGUGAAGCUAGCGUUCUUCUGCUCAACUUCGUCCUCUCUCUGCCUCCUUCUGCCUCGUCUGAAGUCAGAUCCAACCUAGCUUACAACCUCCCCGGCAUCAUUCUCACAAUCUCAGAUCUAGGGAAGCUGGAGACAGUCAAGAGUGCUCCAGAGAAGAGGAUGAUGCAGGACAAGAUCGAGAAGAUCCGCUGCAUCCCCGAGAUGCUGUGCAAGGACGAGGACAAGGAGGUGCUGAAAGACUCUGUUCCCAACGUCCGUCGACGAGCUUGCUUCCUCAUGCCCCAGCUGCGCAGAAGCCUCCAGCUGCCCUUCGACGUCCACAUGCUCGAAAAUCUGACCAACGCCCUGCUGAGACUUGUGAAGGACAAAGAUCCUGAGGUGCUCCGCAUUGCAACUUCGCUAUCGCAAGAGGUCUAUCAGCUAGAUGAGGUGCGGACGAUUCAGCCGGACCCUCAAGAUGAGGUGAAACGAGCGGAUGAAGAAUCUGUCCAUGGGAACCUCGAGAGGAAGGUGAAGACCACGAGAGGAGGAGGAGGAGGAGGAGAUCAUUCAUGUAUCCAACAAUGCCACAGCUCUUGA
Messenger RNA from Guillardia theta CCMP2712, 1697 nucleotides. RefSeq lists its product as hypothetical. The transcript has 8 exons. The record is from RefSeq and is a predicted model, not a curated record. NCBI's taxonomy places the organism in Eukaryota, Cryptophyceae, Pyrenomonadales, Geminigeraceae. Bases 90 to 1697 code for a protein of 535 amino acids.